AUGCUACAACCAAGGCCAAGACCUAGACCAAAGCCAGGGUCAAGCCCAAGGGCAAGUCCAAAGCCAAGGCCAAAACUUAGGCCAAGACCAAGACCUAGGCCAAGGUCACGACCAAGGCCAAGACCUAGGCCAAGACUGAGGCCAAUACCUAGACCAAAGCCAAGGUCUAGGCCAAGACCAAGACUUAGGCUAAGACUUAGGCCAAGGCCAAGACCUAGGCCCAAGACCAAACCCAAGCCCAAGCCCAAGGCCAAGACCUAG
Messenger RNA from Tinamus guttatus (white-throated tinamou), 261 nucleotides. The record is from RefSeq and is a predicted model, not a curated record. NCBI's taxonomy places the organism in Eukaryota, Metazoa, Chordata, Aves, Tinamiformes, Tinamidae.